CACCUGCCACGGUGCAUGGGCCGUUAUGAAGAUGCAUUUGGUGAUGAGGGGGGCAUGUGGAGCCAACUGUUGGGACAGAAAAGCUUCUCCGAGUCCAAAGUUGGGCACUGCAGUCUUCUUAUAAACAUGAUCUCCGUGUCUGGCGUUUUGGCGCUCGGACUGUUUUGGUCUGCUCUGGGCACUGAGGGAGACAACUUAUCAGGUUUGAGGAGGCUACAGAGGGAGUUUGGCAGUGAUGAAGAGCGACAUAGUUUAGAGAAGUCGGAGCUCUCGAAACGCAGCGCUGGACUGAAUGAACAGACAUGUACAGCCCUGCAUGGAGUAGAGUCAACCCUGCAGAACAGCACCCACUCUUUCACCUUCAAAGUGAGCACCAUGGGUUCACUGUCACUGGCCUGGGUGGGAGACGGUUCCGGGGUCCUGCUGGUGUUGACCACAUUCCAGGUGCCGUUGUUCAUGAUGCGGUUUGGCCAGUCCAAUCUCUACAAGAGUGAAGACUAUGGGAAGACGUUCAAAGAUGUGACGCACCUGAUCAACCACACCUUCAUCCAGAGCGAGUUCGGCUUCGCCAUCAGUCCUGACCACUCUGGCAAGGUGAUUCUCACUGGAGAUGUGUCAGACGUCGGGGGGUUUAAACUGUUUCGCUCCCAGGACUUUGGCUUGACCUUUGUUCCAACCGACCUGCCGUUUGAGCCCCUCAUUCAGAUGCUGUACAACCCCGGAGACUGCAACACACUUGUGACGCUCAGUAUCAUGUUGGACCUGUGGCUGUCGGAGGACUUUGGCGCCACCUGGAGGAAAAUCCAUGACAGUGUUUGUUUGGUCAGAUGGGGUCCAAAAAACAGCAUCUACUUUACAACAAACUACAAUGGAUCAUGCAAAGAUAAAGGAAUGCUGGAGUUAAAGAAGACAGCAGAUUAUGGUCGAAGUUUCCAAACCAUUGCAACCAGAGUUUUCUCCUUCGUACUGGGGGGGCGCUUUGUUUUUGCCUCCAUCAUGACUGGCAAGGGGACACAGCGUAAGAUCCACGUGUCGGUGGACGGAGGUAAAGUGUGGAACAUGGCUCAGCUUCCUACAGUCAACCACGAGCAGUUCUACUCCAUCCUGGCAUCCAAUCAGGACAUGAUAUUCAUGCACGUGGACGACCCUGGAGACUCAGGUGUUGGAACCAUCUAUGUGUCAGAUGACAGAGGAGCUGUUUUCUCCAAAUCUCUGGAGCGCCAUCUUUACACGACCACAGGAAGCGAAACCGACUUCACCGCCAUCUCUUCACUCAGGGGCGUCUACAUGACCAGCGUUCUCUCAGAGGAUGGUGCAAUGGAGACAGUGAUCACCUUUGACCAGGGAGCAAAAUGGCAGACGCUGCGCAGACCACAGAACAGCCACUGUGACACCGAGACCUCGACCAACAGGCCUAACAGAUGCAGACUCCUCAUCCACGCAGCCUACAGCAUCACCAUGAUGAUGAACGUCCCCAUGCUGCCUCUCUCACAAUCCAGUGCUGUAGGCAUCAUUCUUGCCCAUGGCAGUGUUGGGGAUGAAGUGUCCUCUCUCUCACCUGAUGUGUACGUGUCUGAUGACGGGGGCUACUCCUGGAUGUUGGCUCUCAGAGGCCCCCACCAUUAUGCUAUAAUGGACUCUGGGGGGCUGCUGGUGGCUGUGGAGCAAACCAACGCUCCUGUCAACCAGAUAAAGUUUUCCACAGAUGAGGGGCAGUGUUGGCAUACGUAUAACUUCACCAGCGACCCGCUCCACUUCAGCGGCAUGGACAGUGAGCCCGGCUCCCGCUCCAUGAACGUCAGCCUGUGGGGUUACAGGAACGACUUCAGCAAAUGGGUGGUGAUCACCAUAGACUUCAGGAAGAUCCUCACCAGAGACUGCACUGAGGGGGACUAUGUGCAGUGGCUGGCUCACUCUGCAGACCCCAGUGGAUCACAUGAUGGCUGUGUGCUGGGCUAUAAGGAAACCUUCCUACGCCUGAGGAAAGACUCUGUCUGCUGGAACGGGAGGGACUAUGCCAUCACUAAGAAGCUGUCCCCCUGUCCGUGUACAAUAGAGGAUUAUCACUGUGACUUUGGAUAUUACCGGCCAGAGAACAGCUCAGAGUGUGUGGAGCAGGAGGAGCUGAAGGGUCACCCUCUGGAGUUUUGUUUAAAUGGGACCACCGAACAGCUUCAGACCAGCGGCUACCGGAAGGUUCCAGGAGACCAGUGUGAGGGAGGUUUUCAGCCCGACAGGAAGGAGACAGACCUGGGGAGGAUGUGCACCAGCAACGUCCUUUCUCCAAACUCUCUGACUGAAGACAGUUCACCGAACACUGCUGUCAUAGUGAUGGUUGUCAUAGCGAUGCUUCUGUCGAGUGCUGUUGCAGGCGUUUGGCUGGUUAAGAAAUAUGUCUGCGGAGGACGGUUCCUCGUGCAUCGAUACUCUGUCAUGAGAGAGAAUGUUGAGGCUGAUAAAAUAGAAGGAGUCGAUGAUAUUGACACACACUACAUGGAGACAGGAAAAGCACAGUACAAUGAAGACUCAGAUCAGGACCUGUUAGAAUAAGGCGGACAUUUCUCCCUCAAAGGCUCUUCAAGACUACAUUUAACACAGUCUUCGUGAUGCCUGGGCACCCGUGGUGCUCCCACAUGCCGAUUAACAUCUUUUUUUUCACUUCUCGCUAUCCCCUGGUGGCUGGAGGACUCUGCAGAAUCUCACAUGGCUUCCUUUUACCAGUCGAGGCUCCCAUAAAAAAGGUUGAACCGUUUUUUUGGGGAGGGGGACAAACCCAGCGCAGAACAGAAGGAAAGCUUCUGGGGUCCCUGGAGAGCUUUUGUAGUGUCUGUCACAAAGAGUUCUGCAAAGACCACUGAGUCUGAAUACAUGCUCUGUAUGUUCCCUUGCAUGCUGACCUGAGAAAAGAUGGCCUUUCAUAUCGUGAUGCAUUGCAGAAGCAUAAUACAGAGGCUAGAUAUAAAGGCUUACAGAACAUUUCACACAAUAAGAGUUAGGGAACUGCUAAUCAACAGAACACAGAAAGUAGUUAUCAUACUUUAGCUCAGAGAUUGUCUGCUGACACUUAGGUAGUUUUUGUACUCUGUAAACUUAAUAAUUGCAACAUACAGUCCUGUUGUAAAUGGCGACCAUUUUAAUAUUACUUUUGUCUGCUUCACUAGUCACUAAGAUAAGGCUACGCUACUCACUAUGAGUUCUUGCUAAUCACAAGUUCCUAAGAAUUCAAGGUAUUGUUGUAACAGCUACUAAGAGCUGUAGUGCCUCCUUUAAUGUUACUGGUCAUCGUCUCUGACUAGUGACAUCUUGUUUUGUUCUGAAGGAAAUAUACUUCCAUUUUAUUCAGGUGAUGCACUAUAGAUAAACAUAUUUCAUACCACUUUUAUUGUUUUAUAAUUGUAAUUAUUAAAACAUUUUUAAAUUGAUAGAAAAAAAAUCUGAUUUUAAUGUCAAAUUAACCAGAACAAACAAGUUCCAUUUUUCUAGAAAAUAAAAGACAAAUAAGUGCCUAUUUUAGACUAAAUUAUAACUUUUAUCAGCUGACAGAUAAAUGAUGCCCAAUAAAACAAUACUUUAUUAGAUUGCUAAGAAAUGAAUGCUAAAGUGCCUUGUGAAACUUUCGGAAUAAAUGUUAAAAUGGCCUGCCAUUGUUGUGAAGACAUCAAAUACAAACUCAUUUUUUUUAUACAGUGCAGCUUCAUACAAGCAAUUGUAUUAUUCCCCUGUAUGUGUUGUGAAAAGACUUGAAUAUUUGCCAAAGCACUUUUAUUGAGUAGUUUGUAGAGGAGUGAAUUGUAGAGGUGAGGUUGUAGAGGUGAAACCUAACCUUAGCCCAGCAUUAUAUAAAGUAUUAAGGUAAUGCUAACUCAAACUCUUUACUUGAACUUUCAGAUUUUAAUUUUUCUUUUGCUUAACAGGGUGCACCAAUAUGUUGUUGUGUUUUAAAUAUUUUGUUUUUGUCUUAUUUGGCUGAUAUUUUUCUAUAUUAGCCAAUUCCAAUGUCCAUGUGUCUCUAUCUUAAUGCAGGUGAAGAAUCAUCAAGAUAAUCAAGUGUCUUCUAGAGACCAUGUUGGCUUGUUUCCUUUUAUUAUUUUGACAGCAGAAAAACAAUAUUUACAGCAAAAACAUUUCCAGAAAUGAACUGACACUGCUUUUUUAAAGCUUUUUUUUGCCAGUCUUAUGAUAUAUUGGUGCAUCCCAACUUAAUAAUAUAAUAGAUUCUGCUAAAUAUCCACAAUAACAGAACUUAAUUUAUCAGAUUAAUGUCUGGUUGCCAUAACGAGCAUAUACUUUAUGAAGUUUAUUGAGUUGUAUCAUUUUCCAAGAUGACAUUUCACUGUGUUACAUACAUUGUUCAAAUGAUAUGUUGGAUUGCAAUCAUUUGUUUUCUGCAAAACUGUAACUUUUGCCGUGUGCAGGGCCUUUGGCUAAUGCUUGUUUUCUCUAGCAGAGUCAAUAUUAUCCCAGUGAAUAAGCUAUUUUAAUAAGCUGGCAUUUUCUCAAGGACUGUUGGGUGGACUUUGUUAGAUAUGAAAGCAAAUUAAUAUGCUUGAUGCUUCUUUAUUUACACAACUGUCAGUAAGAACAAACCCAGCUAUUUACUGGAUUCAAUGAUUUAUUUUUGCACUGUAUCUACAGAUCUGUGAAAGGGUUGCAUUUGUGGCUACUUGUACAUCUAACUUUUGUUUGGUAUUUGGGCAAUGAGUUGUGAUCUUCAUUCCAUCUUGUUUUCUUGACUGUUUUCUAGAAUAUCAGAGAAAAGUAUCUCUGAAUAAAACUAUUCUGUAGCACAAAUGUUUUA
Trematomus bernacchii (emerald rockcod) is the source of this 4798-nucleotide messenger RNA. RefSeq names its product sortilin-like. Gene Ontology annotation, biological process: Golgi to endosome transport; endocytosis; vesicle organization. NCBI's taxonomy places the organism in Eukaryota, Metazoa, Chordata, Actinopteri, Perciformes, Nototheniidae. Gene Ontology annotation, molecular function: protein binding. The record is from RefSeq and is a predicted model, not a curated record. Gene Ontology annotation, cellular component: membrane; Golgi apparatus.